Molecule: messenger RNA, 630 nt
Organism: Filobasidium floriforme
Lineage: Eukaryota; Fungi; Basidiomycota; Tremellomycetes; Filobasidiales; Filobasidiaceae
Product: NLI interacting factor
Exons: 5
Coding region: 1-630 (209 amino acids)
Cellular component (GO): plasma membrane
Molecular function (GO): phosphoprotein phosphatase activity
Source: RefSeq, a predicted model, not a curated record
AUGUACGACGAAGAGCCAGACGAGGACAGAUUAAUCGCUCAGGGCGGCAUUGGCAUUCCAAUCGGACCGGACGGACUCCCCGCCCCGCUGCUGCCUCCGAUCUCCGCCGAACACGCUGGCAGGAAAUGUCUCGUCCUGGAUCUUGACGAAACGCUGCUUCAUAGCAGUUUCAAGGGCAUCUCGUCGGCCGACUAUAUCGUGCCGGUCGAAAUCGAAUCGCAAAUACACAACGUUUACGUGGUCAAGCGUCCUGGAGUGGACAACUUUUUGCUCAAGAUGGGGGAAAUCUACGAGGUUGUCGUCUUUACCGCCAGUCUAAGCAAGUACGCAGACCCCGUUCUCGAUAUUCUGGAUAUCCACAAGGUUGUCAAACACAGGCUGUUCCGGGAGAGCUGUUAUAACCACAAGGGCAACUAUGUCAAGGACCUAUCUCAACUCGGACGGGAAAUGUCCAAGUCGAUCAUCAUCGACAAUUCGCCCGCCUCGUACAUCUUCCACCCUCACAACGCCGUCCCGGUCUCUACUUGGUUCAACGACCCGCACGACACGGAACUCACCGACCUAUGCCCAUUCCUGACUGAUUUGGGAACUGUGGACGAUAUCCGAGGCGUGUUGGACGGCUCGCUCUGA